Molecule: messenger RNA, 2178 nt
Organism: Micropterus dolomieu (smallmouth bass)
Lineage: Eukaryota; Metazoa; Chordata; Actinopteri; Centrarchiformes; Centrarchidae
Gene: adrm1
Product: ADRM1 26S proteasome ubiquitin receptor
Exons: 11
Coding region: 185-1429 (414 amino acids)
Biological process (GO): ubiquitin-dependent protein catabolic process
Cellular component (GO): nucleus; proteasome regulatory particle, lid subcomplex; cytoplasm
Molecular function (GO): endopeptidase activator activity; proteasome binding; ubiquitin binding
Source: RefSeq, a predicted model, not a curated record
GCGUUCCAAUCAUAGCACAGUAGGGAGGGGCAUGAAGAAAAACGGGUGGGAAAUAAAAAAAUUACGCGUCGUGCGCACAGGAAAUCAACACGGAAGUGAGCCUCGUUAGUAGCAAGCCACGCACAGAAGAAAAACUUGAUAACUGAACUUCAGUAUUCAGCCUGCUUUACAAAGAGAUCUAAAGAUGUCAUCAGGUGCUCUCUUUCCGAGUUUGGUCAGCGGAUCUAGGGGAAGCUCUAGCAAGUACCUGGUGGAGUUUCGUGCUGGUAAAAUGACCUUGAAGGGGAAUGUAGUGACACCAGACAAACGCAAGGGCACAGUGUACAUCCAGCAGUCGGACGACUCCCUGAUUCACUUCUGCUGGAAGGACAGGACGACUGGGAAUGUUGAUGAUGACCUGAUCAUUUUCCCUGAUGAUUGUGAAUUCAAGAGGGUGAGCCAGUGCACCACUGGACGUGUCUAUGUGCUGAAGUUCAAGGCUGGAUCCAAGAGACUGUUCUUCUGGAUGCAGGAGCCAAAGACUGAGAAGGAUGAAGAGCACUGUCGUAAGGUGAAUGAGUACCUGAACAACCCUCCCAUUCCUGGAACGGCAGGCAGCGGAGGAGGCAGUGGCCACGAACUCUCCGCACUCGGAGGAGAGGGAGGCCUGCAAAACCUGCUGGGAAAUAUGAGCCACAACCAGCUGAUGCAGCUGAUCGGACCAACAGGACUGGGAGGAUUGGGAGGUCUGGGAGCCCUAGCAGGACCUGGACUUGCCAACUUGCUUGGCAGCGGAGGACCAGCUACCAGCAGCUCCUCAUCUAGCUCUCGUAGUCAAUCAGCAGCAGCCACUACUGCAUCAGGUGGAGCCCCCAGAUUGAGCUCCUCCCAGGCCCCCACCACCCCUGUGACUCCCGCUGCCUCAGCUGUCUCCCCUACUACUGUUGCUCCCUCCACACCAGCAGCCGCUGCUCCGACCCCAGUGGUCCCAGCCUCUGUUGGAAGCCCUACCUCCCACCAGCCCAUCCAGCUCAGUGACCUUCAGAGCAUCCUCGCCACCAUGAACGUCCCAGCUUCAGCUGCUGCUCAGGGAUCAUCGAUGGAUCUAGCGAGUGUUUGCACCCCGGAGAUGAUGGCUCCCAUCCUGACUAACGCUGAGGUCCAGCAGAGGCUUCUGCCCUUCCUCCCCAGCGGAGAAAGUUUACUGCAGAGCGCCGACGAGAUCCAGAGCACAAUCAACUCACCUCAGUUCCAGCAGGCGAUGAGUAUGUUCAGCAGUGCCUUAGCCUCCGGGCAGCUCGGCCCUCUCCUGAGUCAGUUUGGUCUGCCGGCAGAAGCUGUGGACGCUGCCAACAGAGGAGAUGUGGAGGCGUUCGCCAGAGCCAUGCAGGGCAGCAAAGCAGACUCCAAAGAGAAGAAAGAGGACGACGAGGACAUGAGUCUGGAUUAGAGCUCACACUGCCAUGCCUCAACUGAGUGCCUAUAAAAAUCUGUUAUUCCUUCCCUCCUCUAUAUUUUAGUACAUUUUCUUCUCUUUAAUGUUGUCUUACUUUUUUCUAUACCAAAGGCAACACUCUGCUUCUACUCAGGAUGAACAGCACAGGGCUAUCAGAGCUGUUAACACCAACAGCUGUUUUAUUCUGUUGAUCAUCAGUUUUGUGAAUGAUUAAGCCUUAUGUUUGAUUUUGUUUUCUUUGUUGUUGCACCACAGUUGAGACAGUCAGAGCCUUAGUGAGUGCUGAUACACUCAGGCUUUAUUUGUGAUUUACUCUUGAUAAAAAAAAUCAUUGGCAAACAAACACUAGAGUUCAGUUUGUAUGAAAAACAAAUUUUAUUUAGAAAUACAUUUACAACACAUGGAGGGGCAGGAGUGAGGGGGAGGGACAGCUUAUUCUUUCUGUGAGAUUUUUAAAAAGUGGUUAUUAUAUCAUUAUAUACAAACUUCACACGUGUUUGGUUCAUGUUUACAUAUGACAGAUUAGAUGAGAAACGCUGCCUGAAACGUGGACAGGAGCCGACAGGUGGGAAAUGGCAAUGAGUCCUGUGUUUAACAACGACUUCAUCUGACAAGUCAAGACUGUUUUAUUUUUUGUUUUUUUUUUAACAGAGUUGGGGUGUGUGAGGAUUUCAGAUAUUAUGCAUUGACACUAUAUUCAUUACAUUUGGCAUUCUUGGUCAUAAUUAAAACCUGGAUGUUGA